AUGGAGACCGUCUCCCCCUAUACAGUCUCCGCGACGAAUCGAAGUGGCUUGAUUGUCAUCGUUGAAACACUUUUCAUGACAUGGAUGAUAAUAGUGAACCUGAUUCGACUGUACAUGCGUCUAGCAAUCAACGGACCAGUCAAGAUUGACGAUGUGGUAGUUUUUACCGGAAGUAUAAUAGCCAUUGCUCAUGUCGGAACAAUCAUGGACGCAAUCUCCCAUGGCCUGGGCCGAUCAGAGGACGAAAGCUCGGUUUCGAACUUAGACAUCUAUGCGGCGAACCUCUUAUUCCUGGCUGGACACGGCGCGGCCAAGAUAUCCAUAUGUUUGCUUCUCAAACAACUAGGCCGGCAAGGGGGCUACUUGAUCUGCGCCAAGGUUCUUCUGGGAAUGGUGACAGCGUGGAUAACUGGUUCGAUUUUUGCGGUUGCCUUCAGUUGCUUCCCACAGUACCAAUUUUCUAUGGCGCAGCAUUGUACUAAUAUUGGUAUUGCCUGGAAAGUGAUCACUGCGUUUGAUGUGAUUACGGAUAUCCUUACCUUUGGACUGUGUAUAUUACUGGUUUGGGGGGUUCAGAUGCGGUGGAAGCAAAAAUGGGCGGUAGUUUUUGCUUUUGGGACAAGAGCUCCGGUUGUUAUUCUAAUUAUACUUCGCCAAACCUAUCUUAACCACUCGCUUUUCCUUCCCGACGCACCUCUGCAUCAAUCGAAUGCAAUGAUCGUGACCGCCAUUCUCCUUCAUUGCAGCAUUAUGGUAUCCACCGUGCCAUGUCUAAAGCCAUUUGUUAUCUCAUUCAACACUGGAUGGGGGCAGGGCGUGACAAAUAGCAACGGCCAAAAUUCAUAUUUCACACCUACUGGGAAGAGCGCAUCGGUCAACCAAUCCCACAUCUACUCAAUAAACCGGGGAGAGGGAGACGAGAUUGACUUCACUACUUCCCGGCAGUCGCAGGAUAGUCAGCACUCGCAACGUCUGAUUAUUCACCAGGUGCAGGAGUGGAAGGUAGAAGAGGAAUAUGAGAUGCAUUCUAUACGAGAUAGGAUUUGA
Molecule: messenger RNA, 1047 nt
Organism: Penicillium verrucosum
Lineage: Eukaryota; Fungi; Ascomycota; Eurotiomycetes; Eurotiales; Aspergillaceae
Exons: 5
Coding region: 1-1047 (348 amino acids)
Source: RefSeq, a predicted model, not a curated record